UUGUGACAGUAUAUAAAAGACAAAGGUUGCACCCUCUUCUACAGUGUCCUGGCUCUGCACGCUCCUGGGAGAAAGCUUCACUCAGUACUAUGGGCAUUGGCUUGGGAUCAUCCUGGCUCCUGGGAGACCUCGCCAGCAUCCUCCAGACCGCAGUUCUGCUGGGCCUGGUCCUACUGCUGCUGAAGGGUGGUCAGUUGUACUGGCACAGGCAGAGGCUACUUCGAACCUUCCAGAGCUUCCCAGGCGCUCCUGCCCACUGGUUCUAUGGGCACCACCUGGAGUUUCAGAAGAAAGAAGAAUUAAAGCUGAUGGUAUCCUGGGCACGGAAAUUCCCUUGUGCCUUCCCCCGAUGGUUCACUGGGUUUAUGGCCACUCUCCAAAUCUAUGACCCUGACUACAUGAAAGUUGUUCUGGGCAGAUCAGAUCCAAAAUCUAAUUUAAUCUACAGAUUCUUCAUCCCCUGGAUUGGGAGAGGGCUCCUGAUCUUGAAUGGGCCAACCUGGUUCCAGCAUCGGCGGCUGCUGACGCCUGCCUUCCAUUAUGACAUCCUGAAGUCCUAUGUGGUACUAAUGGCUGAGUCUGUCCGAGUGAUGCUGAAUAAAUGGGAAAAGCUCAUCAGCCAAGGCUCGAGCCUGGAGGUCUUUGAGCAUGUCAGCCUGAUGACCCUGGACACCAUCAUGAAAUGUGCCUUUAGCCAAAAGAGCAACUGCCAGACGGAGAGGAAUGCCGACUACUAUAUCCAGGCUGUGUGGGAACAGUCAGCCUUGAUAUUUGCUCGCCUUCGGUUUGCCCUCUAUCACAAUGAUUUCAUCUACUGGUUGACUCCCCAGGGCUACCAGGCUCGCCAGGCUGCUCGCCGGGCCCAUGAACACACAGAUAAAGUGAUUAGGAAGAGGAAGGAGCACCUGCAACAGGAAGGAACCUUGGAGGCAGUCUCGAAGAAACGACACUUGGAUUUCUUGGACAUCCUCCUCUAUGCCAGGAAAGAGAAUGGUGACAGCUUGUCGGAUGAGGAGCUGAGGGCUGAGGUGGACACUUUCAUGUUUGAGGGUCACGACACUACUGCCAGCGGCAUCUCCUGGCUUUUCUAUUCUCUUGCCAUGAAUCCUGAGCACCAGGAGAAAUGCCGAGAGGAGAUCAGGGGCAUCCUAGGAGAUGGGAAAUCCAUCACUUGGGAGCACUUGAGCCAGAUGCCAUAUACCACCAUGUGCAUCAAGGAAUCCUUCCGCCUCUAUCCUCCAGUACCAAACAUCUCCAGGGAGCUCAGCAAGCCCAUUACCUUCCCUGAUGGCCGCUCCCUACCUGCAGGAACAUCUGUCUCCCUUAACAUAUAUGCCCUUCACCACAAUCCCGCUGUGUGGCCGGAACCAGAGGUGUUUAAUCCUCUGCGGUUCUCGCCAGAGAACUCGGCCUUCCGGCACAGCCAUGCCUUCCUUCCCUUUUCUGCUGGUGCCAGGAACUGCAUCGGGCAGCAGUUUGCCAUGACUGAGGUCAAGGUGGCUGUGGCUCUGACCUUGCUCCACUUCCGCCUGGCACCUGAUGAUACUCAGCCCCCAGAGUUCAUCUCCAAGGUGGUCCUCAGGUCCAAAAAUGGGAUCUACCUGAAGCUGAAGAAGCUCUGAGGAGGCUGCCCUGAAGGAGGAAGAUGGCUGUCUUCCUCCCUCCCUGCAUUUUGACCCAGCCAGCUAGCCCUGCCCAGGCUCAUCUGGGGGGAAGAGAGCUUCAUCUACCUGUCCUACCUGAACUCUUGACCCAGUCAGCCAAUCAGCCCUGCUCAGACUCAGCUUCAAGGAGGCGGGGCUUCAUCUGCUUGUCCUCCACCCACUUUGACCCUCCCAGUCAGCCCUGCUUAGGCUCUGCUAUGGGGGAGGGAUGCUUCAUCUACCUGUAUUCUGUCCUUUAUUAUCUGUUUACCCACAAAUGUUUUUAUCUGGAAUAAAAAUUCAAUCACUCAG
This is a messenger RNA of Sarcophilus harrisii (Tasmanian devil), 1955 nucleotides long. Its product is annotated as cytochrome P450 4A6-like. Gene Ontology annotation, molecular function: iron ion binding; heme binding; oxidoreductase activity, acting on paired donors, with incorporation or reduction of molecular oxygen. Bases 90 to 1622 code for a protein of 510 amino acids. The transcript has 12 exons. Lineage: Eukaryota; Metazoa; Chordata; Mammalia; Dasyuromorphia; Dasyuridae. The record is from RefSeq and is a predicted model, not a curated record.